Anastrepha obliqua is the source of this 676-nucleotide messenger RNA. RefSeq lists its product as uncharacterized. The record is from RefSeq and is a predicted model, not a curated record. Lineage: Eukaryota; Metazoa; Arthropoda; Insecta; Diptera; Tephritidae. The transcript has 2 exons. The coding region runs from base 248 to 517 and encodes 89 amino acids.
UGACCAGGUUGUCAUUGCUAUUGGACUCAAGUAGCGAAAAUAACGAUUUUUAGCCAUAUUUGUGUUGCAUUGCGAAUAAUACACGAAAAGGCAGAUGCAUGCGUGCUCAAUUUCUUUCAGUGCCUUUACAGUUGCUUCUCGCUGUUCGCAUUCAGUUUCGUCCCGAACGACUUAGUUAACGUUACAAUUUCCUAAAAUACAUACAAAAAUUAUUAUUUACCGAAAAAGUAAAUAAAGCAAAAUUAAAAUGACUCUACAACUGCAAAUCGAGAAACUGAAGGGGCUUGACAACUACAAAGCUUGGUCUAUGACAGUUCGAGCCUAUCUUGAAUCCGAGGAUUUAUGGACGGUCGUUGAAAAUGGACCUGAAAACAAUGAGGAGUCCCUGCUUAAAGACAAACGGGCGAAGUUUAUCAUUUUGUGCUUAAUCGAGACAAAGCUUUGUCAAUUUAUGGUCAGCAUACGCACAGCCCGCGACCUAUGGACCUAUUUACGAUCACAGCAUUCCCUGCGCUAAAACUACGAAAUUUCCAACUUGAACUCAAAUUAAUAAUCAUUAAUUUAAUUAUAGUUACUGAGUGAUUUGUUAUUAAAGUAUUUCCACAUGUAUUGGAAAAUGUGAUUGAAUGCGUAUAUAAAAGCAAAGAUGCACAUUCUUGUGUACAAAUGUCCAUCA